CGGAUAAUGGAAUCCUUCUAAGCGUUUUGCUUCGAUCGAUGUUAUUAUUGGAAAAGUGACUGUUCCACUGGCCAACAUAUACGUGUAACAUACGUUUGCUAGUUAAUCUCGGGUAUAGUAACAAAAAAUGGAGAAAGAAAAUUAUUUGAAUAUUUCUUUUCCACCGGGAAUGAUAAAAUGACUUGGAGACUUGAACUUUUAUCAGGUCCGCCAUUGCAUUCCUAUUCCGAAAAUGCAAUUCGAUAAUAAAAUUCGGGAGAAAUAUAUACAUUCAUUGUAUCGUUAUCGAUCGCGAUCAUUCAACUCAUCAUCAAAGUUCCGUGUCUAAUGUAUUACAGAGAGGUAUGGUCAAGCACCGAGUUUACGUAUGCGCCUACGUAUAUGUGUAUAAUCGCAUAUAGAUGCGUGGUAUUUAUGUAACGUAUGCCUGUCAUGUGUAGUGGAAAGACCAGUAUAGUUUUCUGAUACAGAAGAAAAUCGAUCGAACGAGAAAACGAAUUCGAUUCGUUUGUGAAAAAAAUCUGUUAAUUUUCAUAGUAAAUAACAUAUGAGUGGCCGCAUCACCAGGAAGAAAGAAGGAACGGAAUUAAGAAAUCUCAAUAUGCGCGUUUUGCUUAACGAGUGAAAUGUAUGAUCCUCGUUAACAAAGUGUAGCAAAUGGAAGAUUUUAAAGUGAAAGAUGAACCAAUGGAUGCAUUAAACAUAGACAGUCAGGUUAUGGUAAACGUUUUCUAUGAAACAGCAGCACCAUACAAUACAAUGCUUCUGCAAGGACUCUAACUUAAAACCUUACUUUAAGGACGAAAACAUUGUAAGCGUUGUACUUAAAGAAGAACCUGGCGAUAGAUUCGAUCCCGACUACAUGGAGGACAUCUGCUCUGGUACAUUCGAGAAGGUAUUUUUACCUAUCGAACAUAAUGAAGUUGAUUUUUCUAAUGAAAUGGUGAAACUGGAAUUGGAUGGAGAAUCUAACAGUCAUCCAAAUUGGACAGCUCAGAUAGCUAAUGCAAAUCUAUGCGAUAAAGAAGAUGGAGCUAUUCAGAGAUGUUUGGCAAAUGCUAAUUUCACUCAGCCACAAGACACGGACAAACAUUCUGGGUUUUGCACGAAUGGACAACAACCAAAAUUUUAUAAAAUACAGUGUUCCAUUUGCAAGAAAUGGUUUUUGAAUAACGACUCGAUGGUUACACACUUAAGGAUGCAUUGCAGUGGUAGCCAAUGCGAAGUUUGUCAGCAAAACUUUCAAGACAGUUCAAGUUUACACGCUCACAUGUUAACUCAUGUUGGAAUGAGUCCGUUAGAGUGCAAUGUCUGUCAAAAACGGUUUGCUUACAAAUGGUGUUUGCGCAGUCACAUGCAAAUGCAUGUGCUGGAAAAGCCGUACGACCCUGAAGCAUUACAAGAGGCGUACAUGAAACGGCCGGAUUCUGAAAAUGGUCAGUCGAUCAGCGCCGAGGAUAGAAUAUUCGAAUGUGACGUUUGUCACGCAACUUUUAAGGAAAAACUCAGCCUUAAUCGUCAUGUGCUUACGCAUACCGAGGAAAGGCCGUACAAAUGCGAUAUUUGUUUUGCAUUAUUUCGUGAGAAAGCAAAAUUACAUACGCAUAUGACACUACACGGGGGCAAUAAACAAUUCAAAUGCACUAUGUGCCACAGGUCGUUUUCGCAGAAAACAGCGCUGAACAAUCAUAUGUUAGCGCAUAGCGGCGAGAAACCCCAUGCAUGCAAUAUUUGUGAAAAAACGUAUAAAAGGAAGUCAGAACUGAUACGGCAUACGAUGGUGCACACCGGCGAGAGACCGUACGAAUGUAAAGAAUGCUUAAUGACCUUUCGAGAAAAGGCAAAAUUGAAUUCUCACAUGCUUGUACACACAGGUGAGAAACCCCACGAGUGUCACAUUUGUCACAAAGCUUGUGCAAGAAAAUCAGAUCUUAAUAGCCACAUGUUACUGCACACCGGCGGCCAGUACGAUUGCAAAGUGUGCGAUAAAAUAUUUACACGGAGGUCGGAUUUAAAUCGGCACACUUUGAUACAUACAGGCGAAAAGCCAUUUGCCUGCGAGUUAUGCGAAAUGGCUUUUAGAGAGAAGACUAGGCUGAAUUCUCACAUGCUUAUACAUACCGGUGAUAAAAGGCACGCGUGUCACAUUUGCCAGAAAACGUUCAAAGAGAAGUCCUCGUUGCGGAAACAUAUGUUAAGUCACACCGGCGAUAGACCGUACGAAUGUUACGUUUGUCAUAAAGCGUUCACCCAAAAAACAACUUUAAAUAGCCACAUAUUAGUCCACGCAGGUGAAAGACCGUAUGAAUGUAGCGCAUGCCAGAAAAUCUUUAAAGAUAAGGCAACGUUGAAAAAGCAUUUAUCAGUGCACGUUAAUGAGAAAACACACGAGUGUCUGAUCUGUUUAAAAAAAUUUGCCCACAAAGCUGCAUUAAAUAGUCAUUUAUCGACAAAUCAUACGUCCUAAUUAGAGAGAUCUAGUCCAAUUUAUUUGUGCUUUUAGUUUAUUUUUAUUAAACACCUGCGUACGUCUAUAGUUGCAUAACGAUGAUUAUGUGUACGUAUAUACAACUGUUUUAUAUGCUCACUCGAUCCAAACAGUCGCAUACUUUCCUGU
Messenger RNA from Nomia melanderi (Alkali bee), 2617 nucleotides. RefSeq lists its product as uncharacterized. Gene Ontology annotation, molecular function: DNA-binding transcription factor activity, RNA polymerase II-specific; RNA polymerase II transcription regulatory region sequence-specific DNA binding. The record is from RefSeq and is a predicted model, not a curated record. Gene Ontology annotation, biological process: regulation of transcription by RNA polymerase II. Gene Ontology annotation, cellular component: nucleus. NCBI's taxonomy places the organism in Eukaryota, Metazoa, Arthropoda, Insecta, Hymenoptera, Halictidae.